Cantharellus anzutake is the source of this 680-nucleotide messenger RNA. RefSeq lists its product as uncharacterized. The record is from RefSeq and is a predicted model, not a curated record. The coding region runs from base 265 to 624 and encodes 119 amino acids. The transcript has 2 exons. Lineage: Eukaryota; Fungi; Basidiomycota; Agaricomycetes; Cantharellales; Hydnaceae.
CACCGACGCCAUCGAAAGUAUACCCCCAUCACAGAUUCAACUCUAGGAUUCAGCCAGUCAAGGGAGGCGAAUUCCAAUCCACCUCCGCCACCACUGAAGAUCUAUUUUGGAGCGUCUUCUGAGCCAUACUACGGCUUCUCCAUUGCAUCCCCUUACACAGUCUAUUUUAAUAACCGUCUAUAUUCCACCGCAGAGCACCUGUAUCACGCGUUCAAGUUCAUACCAGCGAAAGUUGGAAGACGGGUUGGAAGUGGGAACGGAUUCAUGGGAGUUGGUAGGAAUGAGGCGUUGAGGAUCGCGGAGGCUGUGAGGAACGCAGGGCCUCGAGGCCUGGAUGCUUGGCUGGCUGCAAAGGCCUAUGAUGCGUGGAUUCGACCUGAUUGGGAAGAUAUCAAGGUUGACAAGAUGGAGGAAGUCCUCUACCUGAAGUUCACACAGCAUAGGGAACUUCGAGAAGAACUCAUUUCUACAUAUCCAGCUCAGCUUAUGUGGGGAACGAAGCGAGACGCCUUUUUCGGUAUCGGACCGGACGGAGAUGGAAGAAAUGAGCUUGGCAAACUUCUCAUGAGCGUCCGGGAGCGAUUAAAGGAUGAGGGAGGGUAUGACAUAUCCGACUCCAGUUAGCCCUGAAAUCCGAUCAUUCCCACUCUGUAUCCUCGCUUCCCCUUGGGCUCCUAGUG